AUGGGCCGCAUCUCUGAAUACCUGGUCAUUGGCCGGCACUUGCCGACGGAGAAGGAGCCGACUCCGGCCCUCUACCGCAUGCGCAUCUUCGCUGCGAACGAGACCUUCGCCAAGUCGCGCUUCUGGUACUUCGUGCGUCAGCUGCGUAAGAUGAAGAAGGCCACCGGUGAGAUUGUUGCCAUCAACAAGAUCGAGGAGAAGACCCCGACCAAGGUUAAGAACUUCGCCAUCUGGCUCCGCUACAACUCGCGCUCGGGCACCCACAACAUGUACAAGGAGUUCCGUGCUCUGAGCCGUGCUGAGGCCGUUGAGUUGAUGUACCAGGACAUGGCUGCUCGUCACCGUGCCCGCUUCGGCAGCAUUCACAUCCUCAAGGUUGCUGAGAUCGAGAGCGUGUCGGAGAUCCGCCGCCCGUACGUCAAGCAGCUCACCGCCAAGAACCUGCGCUUCCCGCUGCCCCACCGCCGCACUCGUGCUGCGGGCAUUUACGCCGGCAAGCGCCCGUCGACCUUCUACUAA
Molecule: messenger RNA, 519 nt
Organism: Malassezia pachydermatis
Lineage: Eukaryota; Fungi; Basidiomycota; Malasseziomycetes; Malasseziales; Malasseziaceae
Product: 60s ribosomal protein l20
Exons: 2
Coding region: 1-519 (172 amino acids)
Biological process (GO): translation
Cellular component (GO): cytosolic large ribosomal subunit; ribosome
Molecular function (GO): structural constituent of ribosome
Source: RefSeq, a predicted model, not a curated record